AUGAGCAUGCGGAAGGUUCCGUCUCGCGCGGCAGAGAUUGAUGCUUGGGAGAAGCUCGAGGCAGAAGCUCGUGGGGCAGUUUCCUCAAUCAAGAAAGUCACUUAUUCGCUUCUUGUAUAUGACGAGUUGGAAGCUUUGGGCGGCGCUGAUCACGGAUGGGGCCCCCUAGGGCUGUUGUUGAGGGCUCACGCAAUCUUCCUCUUGCGAGGGGCCAUUGACGACGGCAUCCUUGACGAAGAAUUCAUUCGCAUUCUCAUCCAUCACUGUAAAAAGGUUGGGUGCUAUCAAGAAUCUGGAGAAAUCAUGGAGGCCUUCCUAGGACGUCGCUUCACCAAGGCUCGGAGAGACGGUGAUGGAUACGACAACACUGGUCAAAGUGACGGUUUGAGGAUGAUGUCCGACCUCGCGACCAACGCCAACAUCAUGCCGUACUUGCUUCAAUCUACAUCAUUGUUACUGUUUCAUGGCUACCUCGACGGGAAUGCACUAUCGACACAGGCACUGGGCUCGCUAUGGACAGCGUCUGCAUCGUCUAUGCUAGACGAACAGACGAAUCCUUCGGCCAUUCAUUUUGCAUCGGUGGGACUUGGAUCGCUGUCCCUCUGUGCAUUUGGUAGACGGAGGGGACGGAAGGCGAGUGGCUGUAGCACACGCGAGGAUGCUGCGAAGCUGACUUUAACGGGCGUGCUCGGAGCUCUAUCAGCCAUGGCCAUGAUAUCACGAAGAGUUGGGACUGCGACGCGCGUGGACGGAACCACUCGUCGGGUUUCCCACGUAAUCCAAGAAGCCCUGGCUUUUGUGACGAGCAAAGGAGGUGGAGGCGAUGCAUUGUAUCCUUUGCUGCUGACCAGCUACCUCGCCUCGGGUUCCACCACGACAGCCAACAACACGGCAAAAUCAGCAUUGAAGAACAUAUGGGCAGCCGAGUGUCAAUCGCAUCGAUCCAACGACCAAACCGACAAGCAACACGGCCAACUUCACGAUAUGACCAUUGCCCUUACGUGCUCGGCAGCUCACUGCUGCGGCAAAGCAACUGCUGGGCCAUCCAGCAGUCAGUACUUUGCGGCGAUUUGCAACCUCGUCGACGAGCUGCAUAUCCCUCAACUUGCCACGCUGAGCAGCGACGGCGCUUUCCCACUGGCACAGAAGACUGAUGACCUGCGUGAUCUUGUUUUUGCAGAAGCCCUGAUGGGUGCAUCAUCGGAACACACAAUGCCGGAAUCUCUAGGCGCAAGGGCUGCUUCUUUCGCUGGCUUCAGAUGGGAGGAGGGCAUUAGCGAGUGGAUCGCUCUGAGUCCAGCUGCGAAGCCACGGACUGCUGUUGGGCUUGCCGCUGUUCUGCCCCGUCGGAGCAGUCGGGAUCGCAGUGCGAGUGAGAAUAUCCCGGCGGCCAGGGUAGAGACGCAUGUGCCAAUGGCUGCGACGGGGCUGGAUGACAGACGUAGGCUUUCCAUCGCUACGGACGACGUUAUGACCAAGCCGGGCAAAUUUGACGAGCGCCGUGGGGGACGGCGCCGAGCCGAGAAGAGAAAGGCCCCGGACGAGCCAUAUGAGGAUGACAAAGAGGAAAGACCGCGAAUGCUGGGCCAGGAGAACUGCGAGGGCAAGGCCCAGUUAGGCAAGCUGGCUGUCAAGGCCCGGGGAGGUAGCCGGCGUCCGGUCCGGCGCGGCGAGACAGGCAGUCGCAGGGUUCUGACAGAGUUGACUAUCACGAGCAACAUGACUGGCCACGGUGAUGAUGAUGAACUAGGAUUGUAA
Colletotrichum siamense is the source of this 1758-nucleotide messenger RNA. RefSeq lists its product as uncharacterized. NCBI's taxonomy places the organism in Eukaryota, Fungi, Ascomycota, Sordariomycetes, Glomerellales, Glomerellaceae. Bases 1 to 1758 code for a protein of 585 amino acids. The transcript has a single exon. The record is from RefSeq and is a predicted model, not a curated record.